AUGAGCGGGGACAAGAAAAAGGCUGGAGAUUAUGGGGGGCUCCCCGAGGUCGAGAAUUACACUACUGAAGUUGAUAAUGCCAGUGUUAGUGACGGAGUGGACUCGCCUGAAGUAUCAGGAAAGGAAAUUCCUGGCGAAUGGUUGGCCUACGGUACAUGCCGUGAAAUCCUGGCGUUUGAAUCGCAGGGGGAGAUUGAGACCUCAGUCGGCACUGCAUUUGUCUCGUCCAUCAAUGUUAAAGGGCAUGCACUUAAGCUGCGGAAAACUGGUAGAAACGACUUGAUCAUGCUCUGUCCGGAGGCCAUGGGAGAGCCAACAUAUACAUCUGUCGUUGGCGACUACUUGAUGGAUAUCUACUGCUUCACUGAUGCUGAGAGUCUACCGAAAGUGUACAAGCUCCGCUGUGAUUCCAAAGAGGAUGCCGAAUACGUUCGUCUGUUGUGGAACUCUGAUCUCGAGGUGCGAGUUGUUGACGCUGUGAAGCUCACCCAUCCUUGGUACUUCAGGCAACCGUAA
Molecule: messenger RNA, 516 nt
Organism: Perkinsus marinus ATCC 50983
Lineage: Eukaryota; Perkinsozoa; Perkinsida; Perkinsidae
Exons: 5
Coding region: 1-516 (171 amino acids)
Source: RefSeq, a predicted model, not a curated record